AUGAAGGCCGCCUACUUUAUCCUGCCGCUGUUUGCGGCUCUUACUUCGGCACGUGCAGUUGACCAUGUUGCCAGAUCCGAGCAUUCCGUCAGUCAAUGUGCCGACUUGUUGGCGACCUGCCUUACAGAGGUUUCCAGCUCCGGCCAGUCCAACCCAGAAUGUGCGGAGUAUGAGAAGCAAUGUGGUGACCAGUCCCUCCGCCAAUCCCCUGUCAAGGCCCGUGAUGCUCCUGCUCCUCCCUCUCAGCCUCCUAAGGGUGGUGACCCUCAGAAACCCCCUAAGGUCCCAGAGUUCGGGGUGUUCGCAGCCUCCAUUAAGGGUGUCGUGGAUGCCCAUGCUGGUGGUAAAGUUGAUGCCCAUGACCUGGCAAAGCAGCUCCACGACGCACUCUCAAAGGGAAACUGCAGCCUCACUGUCGCCAUCCAGAUCAUCAUCAAGGCCUGCGGAAAUGGCGGCGCCGGUAUCAAUCUUGCGGCCCUCAUCAAUGCCAUCUUAAAGUGUGUCUGUGAUCUUUUUGGCGUGUUUGACGGUAUCCUCGUACAUGGCGCUGCCAGUAUUGGUGGCAUUGCCCAAAUCAUCUGCAAAGUCCUCGGCGGCGUCGCCCAUGUCGGUCUCGACAUCGCAGGAUUCAUUGUAAAGAUCUCUGGAAUGUUCGCCCACGGUCGCUUCGAUCUUGGAGAACUACUGAACGCUGUCAUUACCACCCUCAACGAUGCUGGAGUCCACCCCCGCCAUAUCGGUGAGGUCAGCAACGAGCUCAUGCUGCUGUCCGAGAGAUCCAGCAUUGCCGCCCGUGACGAAAUGGUCCAUGCCCGCAGUCUGUUGGACAUCCCCAAGCUGAUUGCCGCAAUUGUUCAAUGUUUCCCGAAGGGUCAGAAGCCCGACUGGGGAAAGGCUUUUGGGCUUAUCCUUCAAGUUGUUAAGGAGCUUGCCGUUGGUAUCGGCAAAUUCUUCAUCCCCGGCCUCGGUGCUAUCGCUGGCCGUGAUGAAGAUGAAAUUAGAGUUGCUGCCAGAGGCAUCGCCAUUGGCCGUGGUCUCAAACUUGGUCAAGGCGCCGACUGGCCCAAGUUCGCUGAGCAGGUCAUCGAUCUAAUUAUGAACUUCAGCAUCGGCAAGCUCAUCAAAGUCGUCAUCGCCUUCUUCACCAACCUCUUCAAGCCAAAGAAGGCCUAA
Molecule: messenger RNA, 1173 nt
Organism: Trichophyton benhamiae CBS 112371
Lineage: Eukaryota; Fungi; Ascomycota; Eurotiomycetes; Onygenales; Arthrodermataceae
Exons: 2
Coding region: 1-1173 (390 amino acids)
Source: RefSeq, a predicted model, not a curated record